CGUCAUCCUUCUUCUUCUUCUAUUCUGAAUCUGAAAAGCAGUUCCUUUCCUAAAUCAAACACAGUGAUGAAGAUGGAAACUAGGCUGGUCUAUAUAAAAUACGUAUGUUCAAUCCCUACAGAAUUCUGGGUUUGCUCUCUUCUGCAAAGAAUUUUAUUUUAUUUUUUAAUUUAUCCGCAGCGAUUUUUCCUCUAAAGUUCAUAGUUUUUCCAUGGACAACCAAUUAGCAUCACCAGCAAAGGCAUCGGCUGAUAGAAGUGAACGGCAGCGUCCACCAAUUCCAAAGGCAGCACCUUGGCUUGUUUUUCCGCAUGGAAAAGGUAGGGAAUUUCAGAAUUUCUAUAAUCCAUGUGAACCCAGUAAUAGAAAUUGCAUAAAGUCUAUUCCUGAGAUGCAAGGGAAAGCAUGUUAUCAUAAACCUUCUCAUCAAGGAUGGCUAACUGUUAUUGGUAACACUGAAGAUAACUUAAAUUUAUAUGAUUGUUCAUUGUGGAAUCCUGUAUCAUCCGAAACCAUUCAAUUACCUAACCUCGACAGUCAAUCUUUUAAUACCGAAUCAAAACAAUAUUCUCUGUAUGACUUAGUAUUAUCCUCACCACCUCUUCAAAGUAAUAUUUCUGAUCCAGACGACCUAGGCUGCAUCGUAUGCCUCCUUUUUAAGCUUGUGGACCAAUUUAAAAUGCAAAAUCGCAAGGAUCUGCACGUACUAGCUUUUUGUCGACCUGGAGACAAACAAUGGAGAACAAAGGUGUUGUCUCUAACUGCUCCUGGCGACGAUCGAAAUAUACUAAGUAUUGAGUCCCUAGUUUGCUUUAGAAGUAAGCUAUACGCAUUUUGUAAUGCAUCCCUUGAAGACGGUUGGGUCAUACAGAUCGAAAUACAAAAACUAGGGCACCAGGUUGGCGAUAAUGAACAAAGCCGACACAUAAAAAUUAUCAGGUUAGAGCAUGCCGAUUUUACAUGGAUAGGAGGAGGUGAGGAAAACAGUUGUUACCUGGAACAGUGGGUUGAAUCUGGUAAUGAAAUCUUCAAAGUUCAUUUUAAUUGCAGUCCAAGAGGAUAUAGAAAAGUUGCCUCAACACAUAUCUUCAAGUUGGAUUUCUCAUCAAUGACUUGGGUUUUGUUGAAGUCUCUGGAUGAUCAUGUUCUAUUUUUGUGCUCAAACAUGGACAUGGAAGACUCUAGAAAGUGUUAUUCAACUUCCACAGCGUGUUGCUGCGCAGCUGACAUGGGUCUUGAAAGGGGUUGCUUGUUUUAUACAUUACUCGAAGAUCAGAGCUUGUACACAUUUGAACUUGAAGACAAUGCUACUACAGUUAUCAUGCCAUGUUUGCAGCUUCCAAAUCCGUGGUUUCCGCCCACUUGGAUAAUGAUGCCCACAACAGAAAACAGGCACAUGGACGGGAAAAGGAAAAAAAUAACAGAUUUUCUAGUAAGCCAAGAUACAACUGAAACCAGUAUAGGAGAGGAGAACAUGAGCAGGUUAAAUAAUAGCGUAGACGAAUUAGAAGCCUUAAAACGGUGGGAUUUUCUUACUCAAUUUGACAUUACAGUGGAGAUAGCGAGAUUUCUCCAUCCAGUGGAUUACAUCCAUUUUCGUUUAACCUGUAAAGAAAAUUCUGCAAUUCUCCCUGCAUUGAACCGAGUAUGGGUUUCUAAGAGGGCCACAACAACUACAUAUAUAUCUCCAUGGCUGAUUUCAAUCUUUGAAGAUAAUGGAGACAAUGUCUGCAAUAUGAUAGACCCGAUGCAUGGAAAUGAAAAGUACCUUAUGAUAUUAUCUGAUCAUUUACUCGUGGGUGCUACAAUCCGCUUUUCAAAAGAUGGAUGGCUUCUCUUGUCCAACGGGAAAAAAACUGUAUUCUGCUACAAUCCCUUCACAAGGGAAAUGAUCCGUCUUCCGGAUUUACCUGAUAACUAUGUACUUGGUGGUAUGUCAUUCUCGUCGAUACCAACCUCUCGCAAUUGCUCGGUAAUUGCAAUCUCCAAUUGGUUUGAAAUAUCAGGUUAUAAUGAGAUAAAUUUCUUGGUCACAAGACCGGGAAAGAGUGCAACUUAUUGGGAUGUUUAUGACUUUGAUUAUGAAGACUACACCGAGGACAACUUUAUGCCGUGUAUUAACAACCCGAUUUUCUACAAUGGAGCUUUCUACUGCUUGGAUUAUAAUGGAAUGUUAGGAGUUUUUAGCAUGAAAAGUUUCCCCAGUUGGACGGUACUUUCGAAGUCUUUGAAACAAUUUGGUGGUUUUUAUCCAAGUUAUUUGGUGGAGUGUGAUGAAAAGCUGUUACUAGUGACUUUAGGACAGAGUGGAACAUCCGUAGAUGUUUAUAGAUUGGAUGAUUUGGAGAUGGUCUGGGUAAAACUGAACAGUUUGGGAAAGCAUGCGUUGUUCAUCAGCAAUACAUCCAGUUUUUCAGCAGUCGCCCCACGUAGUUGCAUGGAGAACAAAAUCUACUUCCCUAGAUUAUACGGCGAAAGGAUUUUAUACUAUUCUCUUGAUACAUGUAGGUAUCAUUGUGUUGGAAGUGAUCAACAUUCUUUGCAGGAUUUUCAUAAUACGAAGGAAAGAUUUAGUUGCACUUGGAUUGAGCCUAGAUUGUCUUAGGCAAGUCCUAAACAAGAGCCUGAUGAUAGCACACCAUCAAGUAAGAUCAAGCUGCAGUUAGAUUGAGCCUGUCUCUGUUAUCCCACGACACUGACAUUCAUGUAUCUGUUUCUUUUGUGCAGGGAUGUUCUCAUAUUUAUAUGGAUACAAUUUGAGUUUGUUCUUGAAGUAAUGGCAAAUGCAAGAUGAAACUUAGCUU
Molecule: messenger RNA, 2804 nt
Organism: Papaver somniferum (opium poppy)
Lineage: Eukaryota; Viridiplantae; Streptophyta; Magnoliopsida; Ranunculales; Papaveraceae
Product: F-box/kelch-repeat protein At1g57790-like
Exons: 2
Coding region: 212-2605 (797 amino acids)
Source: RefSeq, a predicted model, not a curated record